UCCUGAUUUCAUAAGUAGUUUCGAUAAGGAGCGAUUGAAUCAGUUGCACUGUGAGAAAGAAUACUCGCUAGACGGUACGGCAGAGGAAGUAUUAAAUGUAAAUCAUAAUGAGCCAAGAAAAGGUUGAAGUUGAUAUUUCGAAUGCUGUGGCUAUUUAUGUUGAAUUUUUCAUGCACUAUGUUGACAAGGGUCGAAGAUUUGUGAAUAACCAAUGUACUGGCCUUGAACCAUGGCAGAUUAUUGGAGCAACUGUAAUGUCUACACUUUUUAUACUCUGGUUACAUGGAUUUCUGUUUCAACAAGAAAGUUUAAGAUCCAGAGCUAAGAAGCAGUUCUUUAAGAUGAUAAGGAGGGUUCCUUUUAUUGGUACUGCUAUACAGAAGCAGUUAAACAAGGCUCUGCAUGACAUGGCAACAAAUCUAUUUACGCUUAAAGAAGGAAUGAGUUAUAUUACAGAUCUUCCUUCCAAAGGACUUUCACAGCAAGAAGUCUUGCAAAAGCUCAAUGAAUAUACAUCUUUAGCAGAGGUACAGUGGCAGAGUGGAAAAGUUUCAGGUACAGUUUACAGUGGAGAUGAGAAGCUCACCAAUUUGUUAGUAAAGGUGUAUGGAGAUUUUGCUUGGAGCAAUCCUCUCCAUCCUGAUAUCUUUCCUGGAGUACGAAAGAUGGAAGCUGAAAUAGUUCGAAUGGCUUGUACACUAUUUCAUGGUAGUCCUGAUUCUUGUGGCUCGGUUACUUCAGGUGGAACAGAAAGCAUCCUAAUGGCCUGCAAGGCAUACAGAGACAUUGCUGUAGAGCGUGGAGUCAGGUUCCCUGAAAUUGUGGCUCCAGUCAGUGCUCAUGCAGCAUUUAAUAAAGCUGCUCAUUACUUUGGAAUGAAAAUGGUUCAUGUUCCUUUGGACAAAAAUACCAUGCAGGUGGAUGUAAAGAUGAUGAAACGAGCAAUCUCAAAAAACACCGCUAUGCUGGUAUGUUCUGUUCCCCAGUUUCCCCAUGGAGCAAUUGACCCAGUUCAGGAUAUUGCAAAGCUUGCUGUAAAAUACAAAAUUCCCCUUCAUGUGGAUGCGUGCCUGGGUGGAUUUUUAAUAGUGUUUAUGGAAAAAGCAAACUACCCCUUGCCACCUUUUGAUUUUCGAGUCAAGGGUGUAACAAGCAUCUCGGCCGACACUCACAAGUAUGGCUAUGCACCAAAAGGCUCAUCGGUAAUACUCUACAGUGACAAAAAAAUUCGGCACUACCAGUUUUUUGUGGCAGCAGACUGGCAGGGAGGAAUUUAUGCCUCUCCAACCAUUGCUGGCUCACGGCCUGGGGGAAUCAUUGCUGCUUGUUGGGCCACCAUGAUGCACAUGGGAGAGAAUGGAUAUAUUGAAGCCACAAAGAAAAUUAUUAAGACAGCAAGAUACAUAGACACUGAGUUGAGAAAGAUCAAUGGAAUAUUUGUUUUUGGAAAGCCUGAAGUUUCUGUGGUUGCUGUUGGAUCUAAUGUCUUUGAUAUCUUUCGUCUAUCCAAUUUACUCACCAGCAAGGGAUGGAACUUAAACACACUACAGUUCCCUUCAAGCAUUCACAUAUGUGUGACAUUAUUACACACACAUGCAGGAGUUGCCCAGCAAUUUAUAGAAGAUGUUAAGAACUCAGUAAGUGAGAUUAUGAAAAAUCCUCUGGAGAAAACAACUGGAAUGGGUGCAAUCUAUGGAAUGGCACAGUCAAUUCCUGAUCGUUCCUUGGUAACAGAAAUAUCCUGUGGAUUUCUGGACUGCCUAUAUAGUACAGACACAAUCUGUGUGGAUAAGCACAUGAAUGGCUCAACUGGACUCCAAUGACCAUUUAGUUACACUAGACAAGUAGGGCCUCAGUUAUUAAAGUAUAGAUGUGUUUUGUUUAAUUUUUUAAAGUUUCAUAUUAAUUUUAUAUUUCCUAGCUUGAUGUUGGAAACCACUAAUGUAUCCCUCCAGAGAUAUCAUUUGUUUAAAUUAUUAUGUAAUAAGUGAUGCCUAAGCAGCCAAGCUAAAUUUAAUUAUUUCUUUACUUCUUUAUAAUUAAAAAAAAAAAAGGGUUUACGACUUUCAGUUAUUUUUAUAAUAAUUUGCAAUGAAGUAAGAUAUAUGUAUAUUGAGUGUGCUGUCUUUUGUUGUAAUUUAUAUUUAAAUAGGUUAAUUAUUAUUCACAUUACAAGUAAACUGGACCAAAUUAACAUUUUACCAUCUCUAAAACCACUAAUUUUUUAUUCUGACCUUUAUACACAUAAAGAGUACAUGGUAGAUGUUUAAAUUGCACAUUUGUUUUUAUAUUAGAAUAAUCUAAAAAAGGCAUUUUUUUCUUCCCCUUUUUCUCUCCCAAUUGUUUCAGGUUUUCCUAGGGUAAAUGCUCAGUUCAUUUAUAUUUAAUUACAAAUUACUUUGCCAUUCAUUUCCUGUGUACGUGUGCUAAUGUACUCAUUCAUUUCACAAAAGACUGAAUGCUAAUUUAAACCUGGACCUGAUUUAUAUUAGCAGUCACUCUUAAAUAAGUAAACACUUGAAUUUUUUGAAGAUCAGUAAGUAAGAAAUAGAUUGUAAAAUAAUCUGCUUUCUAACAAAGCAGAAUAAUUUCUAUAAAAGAUGAUAUGUGCUUGCAAGUGCAAAGAGCACAAUCAAACUGUUAUUUCCCACAUGUGAUCUUUGAGAGUUUAUUGUACUGUUGCUUUGUUAAUCAUUUUUGAAGUUACUCACAAUACAGUAUCUUCUAAUAUUUAUUAAAUCACUGUAUGUUACUUUGAUAAAAUAAGAAAAAUAACUAAAAUGAUGCCGUCUGAAACCAUAGUUCUCGUCAUUAUUCUUUCUCAAGCUGAUAUGAAAAGCAAAAUUUGAAAACCAGAUAUCAAAGUUACUGUAAUGGAUACUGUAUGCAUAAUGCCAGUAGACUUCAACACAAGCAUAUGAUGAGAUAAGGCAAUUAAUUAUUGCUUCAGAUAUGUAACAAAAAUGUUAUCCAGAAAAAAAAUUUGAAAGGGUUGCAGUGGGUGGAAGUCUGGCUAAUAUGGGUAGGAGAGAACACUAGAAAUUCACUUUUUUAUUUUUUGAUUAAUAAAUUAGGCUUGUUAAAGAUUUUGUAUGACCUUAACAUACAGAAAAUGUUAGGAACUGUUGGAAACUGUAUUAUUUUGUAUAUCAACACAGUAUUGGGUAGUUUUUAAAAAAUGCUUUACAUUAGAAAUUCUGUGCAACAGCAUUUAGCUGUUCACGGUAUACACUAUUCAUUUAAUAUAGACAACAUAUUGUGCCUUACUAUACUGUAGGUAGUCAGGAUCAUUUGAUAUUUGAUACAUAUUUUACAGCAUAUGUGAAAUUACAAACUAUAUUGUGAUUUUAACUUUGAAGUUAAUACAUUUUGGCAAAAAGUACAGUGAGUUUUAAACACGGUGCCUUUUUUAGCAAUUAGUUUUCAGUGUAACAGUUUUAACAGUUUUUUGUUCAGUUACAUUUACAUUUUAUUAUAGAAUUGCACAGCUAAGUGCACUGAUGCAUACAUUGAAAAUAAUCAAUCCUAAUAAUUGUUUGAAUUCCUUUUAAACCAUUAUUUUAUAUAAGGUUAUUUGUAAAGGAUCCAUGAUAAUUGUAAGUUUCUCAUAGAAAACAUAUACACGCUGUUUCUGCCAAAAAAAAAAAAAUAAUUUUUAUAACUAAAAGAAUUAUCUAACAAGGCAUUUGCUUAAUUUUAAAGAACUGUAUUCAAUUCCUGGACAAACAUUAAAGUUUUAUUUCUUAAUGAGAGAUGCACUGAAUAUGAUUAGGCCGCCUUCAAUUAAGUGUAAUUAAGGAAAUACUUAUAUUUAUAGUUGCAUUCUGUCAGAUAACAUAUUUUCGUAAACAUUUUCUAAAAUGUCAAAUCUGUGUAACUUUUUUAUGGGUCUGCUUUUAUAUGUGAAAAGCAACUCAGGACUUUACAUUCUGAUCAUUUUUUUAAAGUGAACUUUUCUACUUUUUAUGUUCAGAGAAAAAGGAUUUAUGUAACAUUUUCUUAUUAGUUUUUCAGUUCACAUUUAUUUUAAGGUUUUUCUGUUGAGAAUUCAAAAAGAAAAUGACUUUGUUAUUCUAUACCACUGCACAUGAACUUUUCUGCUUUUUAAGUGACACUGUCCCAUUAGUUGUUUAAUGUGUACAGAACAGAGCAAGAGUUUUAUGAAUUCGGUUAAAACAUCUUUUAAGCCAAUGUCUCUUAAUUGUUCCAUUAGAAUGUGUUCAUAACGAUAAAAAUAAAUACAUUAUUUAAAUAUUGUUUUGUUUUUUUUUCCUGUCAUCACAUGGUCUUUGUUGUAUCUUUUGGAUCUGUGAAAAGGUAGGCCUUUCCAGCUUAAAAUCUCUUGGCUUUGUACUCUGUCUCCUGUUGAUUCUGCCAAGGCCCACUCUUGUGGGCUUCAAGCCUCGCUUGACUGUGAGAUCAAGUAACAUUUUUUUUUCCCCUUUGUGUUGACUAGUGUUCAGAUCUCAAAAAUACGACUGUUGUUACAAAGUAGUUAAACUAUUUUCGGUGUCACAUAAAUUCUGACAGUUUUGUGUUUCAAAUAAACUAUUAUCCACUUGGCUUUUUAA
This is a messenger RNA of Polypterus senegalus (gray bichir), 4571 nucleotides long. RefSeq names its product sphingosine-1-phosphate lyase 1 (gene sgpl1). Gene Ontology annotation, biological process: sphingolipid catabolic process; carboxylic acid metabolic process. The record is from RefSeq and is a predicted model, not a curated record. Gene Ontology annotation, cellular component: endoplasmic reticulum. Bases 108 to 1823 code for a protein of 571 amino acids. The transcript is spliced from 14 exons. Gene Ontology annotation, molecular function: sphinganine-1-phosphate aldolase activity; pyridoxal phosphate binding. Lineage: Eukaryota; Metazoa; Chordata; Cladistia; Polypteriformes; Polypteridae.